Messenger RNA from Miscanthus lutarioriparius, 696 nucleotides. The record is from the annotation of a GenBank genome assembly. NCBI's taxonomy places the organism in Eukaryota, Viridiplantae, Streptophyta, Magnoliopsida, Poales, Poaceae.
AUGCAUCGCCUGCUGGAGAUGAUGGAGGAAGCGAACGCGGGGAUGUGUAGCAGUCUCAAGACCCUCGCAUCUGUGACACGGUCGUCCGCGCCCUCGUCUUCGUCCACUUCACCGGCGUCCUCGACUCCGACUACAGUUCCAACAGCUGCGGCCCCGUCAUCCACAACCGCACGGACUGCAGCGCCUACACCGACCUCCAUCACCAUGCUCGGUGCCAUCGACGAGUGUGCAGUCACGUGGUCUGCCUGCUGCAGCCACGCUACGGCGUCACCGGCGUACACCGCUCUCACCACUUCGCCGGCCGAACCCACCGCUACACCGACCGUGGCCGCCCUCGACGUUCACCACGUGGCCACACCAGCAUCAGCUAUCUCAAGCACAGAGGACGAUGCCAUCAACACUUCACCCAUCAAGCGUUCGACACAUUGCAUCUCUGUCAACACCGGCAAUGACCAUGCUCUUGUUGCGUCCCUGCAUAGUGAGGCCGCGCCCAAGGACUUUCCAGCUCUGACGUUGCUCUUGCCACCAGCCUCUCUGGGUGCUCAGUUGGUGUUUGAUGAAAUGCCAAACAGGUACACCACCAUCGUUUACCCUGCUCACUCAAAUGGUGUUUCUAUGUCUGGGAUUUCCACCAAUGUUCCUGAGGUCCUUGUGGUGAUUGAGAAAGUGUCUGGGCAAACUUCAGAGGUAUUAUAG